UGUUUCACCGGGAGCCAGACAACAUAUGACGCCCGCUCCAUGUGACUUUACGGGAGAAAUCGCGGUUUUGCUCGUAUUGAUGGGAAAUUGUGCGAUUUUGAGACAGCGACACUCUUUGCCCGUCCUUGUGUCUCCAGACGCACCAGUGUGGCUCAUUUAGCCGUGAUGACAUCACGAUGAGGACUGGGGACACUGGUCUUUAUACCCUAAACAAACCUCAAACCCUAGUCACUGUACAGUCGCACUGCAAUUGAUUGACAGGCAACUAGAUGUUUGAUUGCUGCCAAUAAUCGAUUUGCAGGAGCACGCGCAGCAUACUGUGAGGUUUCAUCUUGUUUACGAAGAUAGCUAAAAACACUGCUGAGCGGGGAAGGCGAGCCUCAUGAGUCGGCCUCGUGGAUUGCAUCGACACAAUGGAUUUAACUAAAAUGGGUAUGAUCCAGCUCCAGAACCCCAACCACCCCACUGCCCUACUGCAGAAGGCCAACCAGAUGCGUCUGGCCGGGACUCUGUGUGACGUGGUCAUCAUGGUGGACAGCCAGGAGUUCCAUGCUCAUCGGACUGUGCUAGCCUGCACAAGCAAAAUGUUUGAGAUCCUCUUCCACCGCAGCAGCCAGCAUUACACCCUGGACUUUCUUUCACCAAAGACUUUUCAGCAGAUUUUGGAGUAUGCUUACACUGCCACGCUCCAGGCCAAGGUGGAGGACUUGGAUGACCUUCUGUAUGCAGCAGAGAUCCUGGAGAUUGAAUACCUGGAAGAGCAAUGUCUCAAGAUCCUGGAAACCAUCCAGUCCUCAGAUGAGAAUGACGUAGAGGUCAGUGUUAAUGACGGGAGCACAGAGGAUGACGAUGACCGCAAAGGCCACAACGGAGCCAAGAACUCCAAAAAGCAUUCCAUGGAGAGUCCCUAUCUGUCAGGGAGCCAGCAGAUUGGCAUCAUGGCCGGCAUGGUGGACCAGAGUCCCUCGGUCUCCACCUCCUUCGGCGUCUCCACCCUGAGUCCCACCAAAGCUGCUGUGGACAGCCUGAUGAGCAUCGGCCAGUCUCUGCUCCAGCAGGGCUUUGGGGGUGAACAACUCAUGCACGGCAACUCCCACCACCUGAUGACUGAGAUCAAGACUGAAAUGAUGCAAGUUGACAUGGGUGGCAACGGCCACGACAGCCCUCCAAACAUGGAGUCCAGUGCCUCCAGCAAUGGAGAGCGAAGUGGGGAGGACAGGAACCGAGACGGUCCAGGAACACCAACCAGGAGCAGCGUAAUCACCAGUGCCCGUGAGCUUCAUUAUGCCCGCGAUGAAGGCAUGGGCGACCCUCAAGUAGAUGUCAGCCAGAUGGGUCUGGAAGCAAUGGCCGGGAUGACAGAGAAACACCUGGCCUCGCUGUACUCCCUACCUGUCAAUCAUAAAUCAGAUGCUAUCAUGUCCAUGCCGGCGUCUAUGGCGGCAUCCAUGGCCUCUGCUCUCCCCAUGUCCCCAGCCCUGGCAAUGUCUAUGGACUUAAGUGCCUACGGGGGACUGCUGCCUCAGAGCUUCAUCCAGAGAGAAUUCUUCAGCAAGCUCGGAGAGCUGGCAGUGGGCAUGAAACCAGACGGCAGGAACCAGCAUGAACGUUGCAAUGUUUGCGGUGCAGAACUACCAGAUAACGAAGCUGUGGAGCAGCACAGGAAGAUGCACAGUGGAAUGAAGACCUACGGCUGUGAGCUAUGUGGAAAGAGCUUCCUGGACAGCCUCCGUCUACGGAUGCAUUUGCUGUCUCAUUCAGCUGGUGAGAAGGCCAUAGUUUGUGACCAGUGUGGUGCCCAGUUCCAGACAGAGGAAUCCCUGGAGGCUCAUCGGCAGAUCCACACCGGGUCAGACAUGGCCAUCUUUUGCCUGCUUUGUGGGAAGCGUUUCCAGACCCAGACGGCACUGCAGCAGCACAUGGAAGUCCACGCCGGUGUUCGCAGCUACAUUUGCAGUGAAUGCAACCGGACUUUCCCCAGCCAUACUGCACUCAAGCGUCACCUACGCUCACACACAGCAGGGGACCAUCCAUUUGAGUGUGAGUUCUGCGGGAGCUGCUUCCGAGAUGAGAGCACGCUGAAGGGCCACAAACGCAUCCACACCGGGGAGAAGCCCUAUGAAUGUAACGGCUGUGGGAAAAAGUUCAGCCUCAAGCACCAGCUGGAAACCCACUACCGUGUGCACACAGGUGAGAAGCCAUUCGAGUGCAAGCUGUGCCACCAGCGAUCCAGGGACUACUCGGCCAUGAUCAAGCACCUGCGCACCCACAACGGCGCCUCGCCCUACCAAUGCACCAUCUGCCUGGAGUACUGCCCCAGCCUGUCAGCCAUGCAGAAGCACAUGAAAAGCCACAAGCCCGAAGACGUCCCCCCAGACUGGCGCAUAGAGAAGACCUACCUGUACCUCUGCUAUGUCUGAGGCCGGGAGAGUGAAUGAAGAGAGGGAGGGGGUACGUGUGAGGGUGGUAGAGGGGUUGAGAGGUAAGGGGAAUGUAAUCGAGCAGGUAGGAGGCUGUGGUGGAGGGUUGACGAUUUAGGAAUGUCAACGGCAGAGACCCGAAAGCAAGAGGGUUUGUUUUCUCUUUUUACUUUUCAUGCAAAGGUGGCAGCGGCGGCGGCGACCGACGGGGUAUAAGGGUGGUGAAGAUGGGACAAAAGUGCUAAGAAGAGGAAGACUUGGACAAGGAGAGACAUUCUCCACCAUAGUUCGGAUUCACCGGGUCAUUCACUACAUCUGCAACUGUGUUAUUGUUUCAGGUCAUUUCAUGCAGCGCCAUAAAGCGAGCGAGCUGCAAGGACGUGACUUUUUGGAUGCUGCUGCGAGCGAGAAAGCAGAUUCUCAAGGGCUAUCUGAACCUGUACAUCCGCACCAUCACUCCAUUUUUGUUCCAAACAGGGAAAAGACGUUUUUUUUCUAUACUUAGGUAUUUGUUGUUUACAUUCGCCCUGCUAAGUCAUACUAGUUUGUAUUACAUCAAUUAUAUGUGAAUAUGAGCAUCAGUCCUCCUCUAACCUUCAUGUUAUGGUAGCUCUGAAACAUCUUGGAGUAGAACUAAUUUUCCAGCAGUUUCACCUCACUAAACAAUCUGAGUUAAGUAAGCUUACACUCCUACUUUGGGUCAACAUACCCCUAAUCCUUUCCAUCCCUAAUGGGAGAUGUAUCUCUUAUGCAACCUCCCGUCAUUCCUGCCUGCGUAGUAGAGACAAGUCGCCCCUGUUUUCACAUAAAUCUGUCAAUAUGACCUGUCCAUGCAUGAGAUCCUUCAGAUCGCAGCGGUGGCGGUGAGAUAGCCUCUGAGAAUCUGCAGCGGAGCCGGGAGGCAUAUGCAGUAGAUGAAACAGUUGAACUGGAUGAAUGGGAGCGCUAAAAUACUGCAAACUAAGCUCCUGCGUGGUUGUUUUGGGGGGGAAGAUGCUGCUUUUUUUGUUGGAAGUCUCAGUUUUCUCAGUAGUCUUCCUGGUUCUGCAUCUCUGUCAGACGAGGGCUGGAGAAGGUCGAGUCACCACUGGACACCGGCGGUUCUCCCCAGAGAGCAAACUUGUGUCACUUUUACAUCUUGUAUUUUUUUAGCUCUGCAGCUUAGUUUAUCACGGCUUGAUUGCACAGGUAAAACAAAUUACGACAACAGUCUCUGUUUGAUGUCUGCAAGUUCUAUAUUUUCUCAUUAAAUCAUAACUCCACUAUUACAGUAUACCACAUUAAACCCAGCAUAACCACAUACUCAGCAAUAGAUAACUGGACUGCUUUUAUCCAUGUACAUUUAACCAGAUGACUGUCAUCAUCUCACACUAAUGAUGAAUUACACAAACUGACACGUAAACAGUAACACUUUGUAACACCACAACAGAUCUGUGCAUUCACCACAUUGAUGGAAAACAAAAACAGGAAAAGGCUGCUUUCCGUGGGAGUCCUGUGACUUCGACUGCUCGUUGUGAAUGUUGAAGUGCUGGGAAUGCCUUAGCUGCACACCUUCGUGUUUGUCAGAGGUGGUGCGGCAGGUUGAAGACUGUUAUAUGGCAUCAAAACAUGAAUGUGGAAUGACUGUGAGUCAGGUUCACACCAGGCUGUUGUCAAAAUACGUAGCAGGCUAAUGCUGCCUUUCACUGGAAGUCAGAAAGCUAUAAUUCACACCUUGUAUGUUUUUUUUAGCUAGCAAGCAGCUGUAAAUUCUAUUUUACAUUUGAAACAAAUACGCAUCACCGUUCACCACCAGAUUUUCUGAUUGCAAGGGCUGAAACAGAUCAUAUAGUAUAUAAUGGGCUGUGAUGUUGUGGGAUCUUCAAAUUCAGACUUUAAUGUACAUUUGGAUCAGGCUGGAUUACUAACUGGCUAAAGAGGGAGAGUGGCCCAUGGCCCCAGUCCACCAAGGGCCCCAUAACCUUCAGAUUCACUGUGUUUUUCUUUGAGAAAAUACAGCAUUAACAGAAAUAUAUCUGUAUGUUUGGGGAUUCUUUCCUGUACUCAUAUUACAGAUAUUAUGUUUCAAAUAUAUUUACAUUGAUUUUUUUAUAGGUAGGUCAUCCCAAAAUCUCAAACUUCCUCUUGUGGUGCUAUUUACCAAUCUAGAUUGUUUUGAUGUGGGUUGCUGAGGGUUGGAGAUUGCUCUAGAGAAGUUAGCCUUCUCUUGAAUAUACUGGAAUAUACUCAGCUUGUGGUGCUCAAAGCACACAUAAACAUACAGCUGAAAACCCCCAUCCUUCCAGAUAUCAUGAUCCAUUUACUCAAGAUAAUCCACAAACAUAUUUGUGAGAAGUUUAAUGUAGGAACUAUUUUCUUUCUACCUGAACUACAUAUUGAUGGCAGGCGAAGGUCAGUAGAAAAAAAAAGAAAGAAACUGGGUCAUGAUUCCUGGAAAGAGGCAUUGCUGCUGAGUUUUUCAAAUACGUGCAUGAUGCUUUGAGCACCACGAGCAAAGAUCUAUUUAGUUCCAUUAUGUUUGAGAGUAGUAAGAAAUCUCUACAGCCAAUGUCUCCAACAGUCGGCAACUCACACCAAAACAACCUAGAUUUAUUUAAUAGUGCUACAGGUAAAAGGGAAAAAAAUAUUUUUUAUUUUUGGGGGACUGUCCCUUUAAAAGUUUUGUGCAUUGACUGUAAAUGCUGCAUUGUAGACACAACUGCAUCUUGGCAUAAGGUUGAAAAUGUGACAUUUUGUUGAGGAGGAGGUGUGAAUAACAGACUGUCUGACGUCUCUGAAACGCAGCAUUACACCUGUAUGACUGACGCAGCCAAAGGUAUUAUGGUUGAACCUUUAAGAAGCAUCAGUGCACGUCACAGCAUUACCGGGGUGAUCACAUAUCCAAAUGGCUGGUGGAAAAAGGGGGAAAUCACUGAUUGGACGAGACACUGCCCAGCAGCUUAGGGGGGGCGACCAGUAAGACGACAGAAUAAAUCAACUCUUGCUCUGUGGUUUUGUCCCUGCGCUUCGUCUCUCUCGUCUCCUGUUGCUGUUGUUGUCGUCGUUGUUGUUGUUGUUGAUGUUGAUGUUGUUAUUAUUGACCUUGAGUUUGAUCUCAACACAUCGUACUUGAAUUACCUCGUUUUGUGACCUCAUGUUGCUUGUGUAUUUUAAUUUUCCCUUUUGUUUCAUUUGUACACUUUUCGUGUGUUUAUGUCGAAAAGAUGCAUUGCACGACAUGAUGAAGCAAUGUGUACGCAGAAAGUGCCACGGUGAAGAGAUUUUUUUUGUUUUUCUAAUGUUGUGUAUUUCUUUGUGCAUUAAUUGUUACCAAACUUGGUAUUAUUAACCCCGCUUGUUAAAGAGCCGGAAGGUUUGGUCAUUUGUUAUAAAAGCUACCUCUAAGUUGUUUUCUUUUUUUCUUUUUUUUUUGUUUGGCAAAAGCACAUUUGUUGUGUGUUUGUGUUUUGCAUUAUUUCAUCAUUGCUACUUCAUCUCAUGCUUCUUUUUUUGUUUUGUUUUCAAAAGUUGAUUUAUGAUUGUCUGUGUUUUUAAGCAAAAUGUAUAUAAAAGCGUAAGAGAUAACACAAGUAGAGGUUAAUAGGAUUUGGGAAAUCAUUCAAAUGGAUGUUUAUUCUUCUCUUAUAGUCUCCCCCUGCACCUCCAACCACAGAAGAGCAGAGAAAAAAAGCAAUUUUGAAGCCUUAAGUGAUGAGUAAGAGGGAUACGGCAGAUAGGAGGAAGUACUAUUGCUAUUAAGAGGGUUUAAAAACAAGAAUUAAAACUUGAAAAUAUGUGAAUAGAAGUGUAGUUUUGUAAUGUGAAAAAAAGAAGGUUCAUCAAAAAGCGCUGAACCACCCAGGACAGGUCAUAUUUGCAGUGAUGCAGAGUGCGUUGGACAAUUGGAACUGCAAGUGGUAAUCAAGAAAAAAAAAAAAAAAAGACAAACCAGAAGGUUAAAAAUAGAGAUUCUCUCAGCUGACAAGCUCUCUUGAGAAAUGAGCGUAUUCCUGAACAAGAGCCAAUAGAGGCAAUUUGAUAUAUAAAAAUUGUGAUAUUUUUGUAUUCAGUGUCAGUCCUUUUUCCAUUUGUGGAGGGUUACAGCAGGGCACAAAUAUUUGUAUUUCUUUUUUUUAACUGUUUUUUUUUUUCUCUCUCUGGGUGUGAAUCAUUUUUGCCUUGCUCCUCUUUGAUAUUGUUGGACAAAAAAACGUGUGUGAACAUAUUGUAAUAAUAAGUGUUGCUUUCUGGAUGUCAAUUGCAUUGUAGGUGAAGGACUAAAUCUAUCCGCCACAAAUUUUACGAGUGUGUGUGUAUGUGACAAAGUUAAGAAAAAAAAAGAAAAAAAAAAAGAUGAUAAAAUACGGGACGGCAGGGGGGCGCUGCCAAACCGAUCAAUUAGUACUUGUCAUUCACAAUUUUUCAAUCAAACUUGACUGUCAACAUGUCUUUUGUUUUGUUUUUGUAUAUGAAAAAAAAAAGAAGAAGGGAUGGCAUGUCCCGUGGUGUCUUGCCAUUUUAUUCUCAAACACUGUGAGCUGAGGGGCUUUUUCACCCUCAUAUAAUAUCCACCCACUAUAAUAUACCCAGUCACAGCUCAGUCUGAACCACCACAAUGCAAGACCUGAUCAGUCACAUUGUUCCUAUCAUCGUCCUCUGAAUGUUUUCUACUCUUUUCGUGCGGGUGGAAGAGUGCGUCAAAGCGUGUGUAACUAUGUGUGUGCGUGCGUGUGUGUGUGUUUAAGUGGAAAAAUGCACUAAUCAGAUCAGAUACAAAAUAAAAUGAUACUCUAUGCCACUUUUUUUCUCUAUGUUGGAAAAAAUAUCUAUAUACAUUGGCAUCGAUAUAGUUCUUCCCUCAGUGUUCCUCCGAUGUUUCUGUACUAUCUUUGUGCCUAAAAAUGGAAUUUGUUCAACAAAAAUAUCCAUCUAUAUCUGCUUAGUUUCCGUACUUUCAGAAGAAAAUAAAAAUGGUGUCUCCAGUACCCUAGGGAUGUCAUGACGCUCGAAAAUGACCUGAUUUUUUUUUUUUUUUUUUUAAAUCCUGAAUAGAGCAGGGCGUCUUUUUCAAGGACUGCAAUAAACCCUUAAUGCUAUUGAAAUAGCAAGUGGGAUUCUGCAUUCACUUCUUUUCUUAGGCCGAACGCUGUGAUUGGCACCCAAAAGCAUUUAUUUAGCGACACAAAACAAAGCAUAGGGAAAAUUUACUGGAAUUCGCACAGGCUGCCAGUGGCGAGACUUGCACAGACUGUCGGGACAAAAUCUGCUCCAUGAAAUUGUUUUUCUGCAAGCAAAUUAAGCCCAAGUCUGCUUCUCCGCUCAGACUGUCUAUUCCAUUUUUUUCUCUUUCUUAUUUUUUUGUCAGCAACAGGUUUGCUGAUGAGAACUUUAUAUUGCUCUUGAAAGAAUAAAAAAAUAAAAGAAAGAAAACCUCCAUUUGGGUAGGUUGGCACUAGGGUAUUCCCCUUGUGCUUUGCUUCAGUUUUUUUAAAGUACUUUUUUCUUUUCUACAAAAUGCAUUUAGAAGGGGAUGGUAAAUUCGUCAGAGAGGAAUCAUGGCAUCCCUGGAGCUGGCACUCUGUGUUUUGGUGUGGUGUUUCUAGAACAAAGUAGCCAUUUCAUGCAGUGUUGCAAUGCAUGUGCCAUCGAGGUCUAGACUAAAAACUGUUUUGAGUAACAAAGCACCAAGACAUUGUAUUUUUUUAUAUUAGCACUGAGGACCAAUUGCCCUGUCGGACCAAGCAUAACAAAGCUUUUUAUGUAACAAAGCUUUUCUCUCUGUCUUUCCCUGGCUUGUCUGUGCUACUUCUCUCCUCCAUUGUUGUGACAGCACAAGUGCCAGUCAAGUUGCUCUGUAUUAAGAAAAUAGUGUUUUUAUUAUGAUUUGAAUUGUUAUAGUUUUUGUCUACCUCAGCACCUAAUCUUAGCCUAAUCUUAGAAGGUGCCCAAUUAUUAUUUUUUAUUUUCUUUAUUUUGUUCUCUUAUUGUUGUCGGUUGUAUAAUUUUUUGAAAUUUGCAUUAGAGCUUUGCAAAGGUCCUUUGUCUUUUCCAGCGACAACGUGCUAUUUUUUUUUCCGUGGCAGUACGUUUCCUGUUGAGCUGUGCCACCAAUCUAUAGCCACCGUCUGUUGAUAUAGAGGUUGUUCUUUUUUGUUUCUUUCCAUGUAGAAUCAGACACCUCUCUUUGUAACAUUUCAGUGUUCUCUGAUGGAGUGUGAAAAAAAAUAAAAAGGAAAAAUAAAAGAUUUAA
Molecule: messenger RNA, 8649 nt
Organism: Centropristis striata (black sea bass)
Lineage: Eukaryota; Metazoa; Chordata; Actinopteri; Perciformes; Serranidae
Gene: zbtb16a
Product: zinc finger and BTB domain containing 16a
Exons: 7
Coding region: 414-2420 (668 amino acids)
Biological process (GO): regulation of transcription by RNA polymerase II
Cellular component (GO): nucleus
Molecular function (GO): RNA polymerase II cis-regulatory region sequence-specific DNA binding; DNA-binding transcription factor activity, RNA polymerase II-specific; protein binding
Source: RefSeq, a predicted model, not a curated record